Molecule: messenger RNA, 4013 nt
Organism: Zingiber officinale
Lineage: Eukaryota; Viridiplantae; Streptophyta; Magnoliopsida; Zingiberales; Zingiberaceae
Product: ent-kaurenoic acid oxidase-like
Exons: 8
Coding region: 2583-3791 (402 amino acids)
Biological process (GO): brassinosteroid homeostasis; sterol metabolic process; brassinosteroid biosynthetic process
Cellular component (GO): endoplasmic reticulum
Molecular function (GO): ent-kaurenoic acid monooxygenase activity; heme binding; iron ion binding
Source: RefSeq, a predicted model, not a curated record
GUGUUUUCCGCUCUGAUACACCUCCUCCCCACUCUAUAAAUACCACACUGAACGACACCGGAUCCAACGACCGCUCCUUCCCUCGCCUCGCCCCGCUCGAGGUAGAAGAAGCUGAGGCGACGGCGAUGGUGACGAUGCGCGACGAGGCGUGGGGGUUGCUGCUGCCGCUCGCGGCCCUGGUGGCGGCGAUCUGGGUUGCGUGCGGUGGCGCGCGGCGCCUGCAUGCGUGGGCGUGGGAGCGCCGGCUCGGGGCCGCGGCUCGCGGCUGCCUGCCGCCGGGAGACAUGGGAUGGCCGCUCGUCGGGAACAUGUGGGCUUUCCUCCGCGCCUUCAAAUCCCACGACCCCGAUGCCUUCAUCGCCUCCUUCCACCGCCGGUCCUCCCUCUGUACCUCUUUCUUCUAACACGUCCCUGUUGCUUUUUUACUUGCCUCUGCUUCCCCAAAAUCGAGUUUUUUUAUUAUUAUUAUUAAUAUUUUUUGCUCUUACUUCUUUGGGAUCGUUAUAGUUUCAUUGAAUACUUCUUUUUUGUUCCAUUUAUGGAAGAAAAUUUCGGUUUGAAUUUCGUGUGUUCCGAAAAUUAAUGUUUUUCUCUUUCGAUUACGUUAUUUUCACCUUGUCGAUGAAUAAUUCAAUGGAGACGGAGAUUGGGAUUGCAACAGGAGGGCGAUUGGGAUUUGGCCUAGGUAAUAUGAAGAGGAGAGUGUGGGAGGCUAUGUAAUGUCCGUUUCAUGGAAAAUGAAAGGUUGACUUCGACAAAUUUUGAACUAUUACAUGGUGAGAGGACUGCCAAAUACUGAAUAGAAAAUAGUUUUAGAUUAGUAAAACUCACUUUGUAAUGAUCAAAUUAUACCACAUUCAUGAGUCCUUUCGAUUAUGCUGAUGCCCUAUGUCAAUGCACGAGGCAUCCAUGAAUAGAAAAUAGAACUCUUUCUAGUGUCUACCCCUGUGGACUUUGGUUGUUGUUUGUACAAUAGAAUUCAACAGCACUAAUCCUCACUGCAGGCAGCUUACUUAUGAAAUUUUGAUCGUUGAGAUCAUCUUGUAAAGUUUUUAGUCAUUGCUUUCUGUUAGAAGUUUUUCUAAUCUACUAAGGAAGGUUUGUGAUUCAGUAAAUGAGGAUCUCCACCCAAAUUUUGUUGUUAAAUUUGAGUUGAAAUAUUUUUCUCCUACUCCUUGAUAAAUUUAUAAAGCAUAUAUUUAUUGUACUUUAAAUCUUUAGUUAAUCUAGUUAACUCAAAAAAUCCUUUCUCCUUGGCCACCUACAAGAAUUUUAGUCCACAACUUCUUGCUCACAAACAUUAUUCUGGGAUAACGAUGUUUUUUUUACUUUGUGGUCAUGCUGAUGGCACGUUGUCUUCACUGAAGCUGUGGGGCAUAUUCCAUUAUGGGCACUAAUAUUAUGGAGUUCCUAGAUAUGACAUGGGACCCAACAAGGAUUGGUAUCGGCAAAUCCCCAUGCCACCUUGCUUCAGAUCCAUCGAUGAUUUCAAUUUCCAACCCGUUUCAGAUACAAGCCACUGAAUGCUAUUAAUCAGGUUCUUUAUGUGAAAAAAAAUUCAGCAAAAUCAAUCCUUUAAGGCAAAGAUUCAUUUUAAUAUGGGGCACAAAGUUACUUCUAAAUGGUUUCUGCAUUCGAGUCAUAACAAUCUACAUGAAACGUUUGUCAGUUGUCUUCUAAAUAUAUCUUGAACUAGUGACUAAAGUAGAGUUAUUUGUUUUUCUUAAAUAUGUAGUGUUAUUUGGAUGAAUUGAAUUGAAUUCCCAGGAGCUCUUCAGCUUCUUGUUCUGUGUGCUUUCUUGUUGCUGACAAAUUCUCUGUUCGGGAUAAAAUAUUAAAUGCAGCCUGUGCAAUUCUUGUCCUUCAUGGUGGACUGGUGAUUGUUCGGUUGUGUAGAUGUCUGCAUAGGUUCUGGGUUGGAAUAAUUCUUUUCUGGUUGGAUGUCUUUUUCCUUUAUGGGGCCUUGGUUUUAAUCCACUUCUGUUUGGUUUUACUAAGAGGUUGAAUGUGGAGCAGACGUUUAUAAGGACAAAGUACAGGAAACGAAUUACAGUCAGUCCAACCAAGGUCUUGUUUCUAGUUCGGCCUCUCUUUCCUAGCAGAUAUUCUACAGUUUCUCUUUCUCAAAUUUGUUUGGUUCUUUGCACAUUACUGGAAGCUCAUUUAAUUUUGCUGAAAGGCAAAUUUGCUUUUCAUCCCAGUUUGCCUUUCGGAACACUGUUUAUUGUCCUGACAUGUUUUAUCAUCUUGAGUUUGUAGCAUUGACUAGUCUGUGGACCACAAAUGAGUCAUGGCUUCCCCUUUAAUGUUUAUCGUAUUAAAACUAGUGGCUGGCACCCGACAAAUUAUCGAUAAUAUAAUCAUUAUCAGAGUUGUUAAGUUGUUUUUGUCUCAAUUAUUUUGGUUUGGCUGUAUGAAGAUUAUCCUUCUGUUGAGCUUAGCGGUAUAACAUAGUGGCAAAUAUAGUGAAUAGCAAGGAAAAGUGGAAAAUGCUUUCCUUCUGAAUUUACUGCUAGAAACUAGCCACAAAAAGGAAUGAGAACCUAACAUUAUAUGGACACACCGGAAUAUACAAGGCCUUCAUGUUUGGAAACCCAACAAUCAUGGUCACAGCGCCGGAAAUCUGCAAACAAAUCUUAAUGGAUGAUGAUCAUUUUGUGCCUGGAUGGCCUAAGGCAACAAAUGAGCUUAUUGGAAAGAAAUCAUUCAUAGCCAUCAGUGUAGAAGAACACAAGCGGUUAAGACGACUCACAGCAAAUCCUAUAAAUGGUUAUGAAGCACUCAAUACCUAUCUCCAGUUCAUAGAAAAUACUGUGUUAUCAUCUUUGGAAAGGUGGGCCAGUAUGGGAUCGAUAGAGUUCCUUACAGAGCUACGGAGGUUUACAUUUAGAAUUAUUAUGAAAAUAUUUCUCUGCUCAGAAGAUGAGAUUCUUAUGGAAUCAUUGGAAAGUGUUUACACUAAUCUGAAUUAUGGAAUGAGAGCUAUGGCUAUCAACUUCCCUGGAUUUGCUUACCAUAGAGCAUUGAAGGCUAGAAGAACACUGGUGGCAGUUCUCCAGGGUGUUCUUGAUGAAAGAAAGGCUACCAGGACAAAAAGUUUCACUCCAACAAAAAAGGACAUGAUGGACAGGUUAAUGGACAUUGAAGAUGAAAAUGGUAGAAAAUUGAGCGAUGAAGAGAUCAUUGAUGUGCUAAUUAUGUACCUCAAUGCUGGCCAUGAAUCGUCCGGGCAUAUAACCAUGUGGGCAACUGUAUUUCUUCAAGAAAAUCCAGAAAUUUUUGAGCAAGCAAAGUUAGAGCAAGAGGAAAUUCAAAGAAAUAUGCCACCUACUCAGAAGGGUCUAACAAUGAAGGAGAUCAGGAAGAUGGAAUAUCUUUCGAAGGUUAUAGAUGAGACGUUACGCAUAGUUAACAUCUCAUUUGUGUCUUUCCGGCAAGCGACAAAAGACAUGUAUAUCAAUGGUUAUUCAAUACCGAUGGGAUGGAAAAUUCAGGUUUGGUACAGAAGUGUUAACUUGGAUCCUCAAUUGUAUCCUGACCCUAAGAAGUUCAACCCAUCUCGAUGGAAUGAUUUUAUACCGAAAGCCGGAAGCUUUCUUGCCUUUGGAGCAGGAAGCAGGUUGUGCCCGGGAAACGAACUUGCCAAACUAGAGAUAUCUGUAUUCCUUCACCAUUUUCUGCUUAAGUAUCAGCUUACAAGGCUAAAUCCACACUGCCAAGUUCGAUACUUGCCUCAUCCUCGGCCCGUCGAUAAUUGUCUGGCGAAAAUCACAAGGAUAAAAGAUGAAUAGUGUAAAGGACAUGCUGCUGAGACAUCUGAAUGUUGCUGCUCUUUAUGUACUAUGUCAAAGUAAAUAAGUUUUAAGGUGGAAAGGUUUACUUUCUUUAGGUUUCAAAUCUACCAGUGAAGUUCGAAAGUGAAUAUAUAUAUAUGUUGAUGGCCGGGAUCAGUGAGAUCCACUGCCUUGUAUCAUUUAUCAUUUACUAAGAAUAUAAUCGUGUGUUUGAUCUCA